AUGGCUUCCACACCACUGACAGUUUCUCUUUCACAUGAUGCUUCUCGUGUGGUAAUUAUCUCUUCAUCGGUGCUGGACCAGCAAUCACAACAACAACCCACACAGCCUUUGGUACAAGUCUCGUUAUUGGCAUUGUCUGAUUUCAUGUGGAGAUUGGAAGUGAACGAUCCCGAUGAAUCUCAUCUCACGUUAGAUUCGUUUGCGAUUGAGAAGGAACAAGAAUUAGUUUCAUCGGCUUUGACUCUGGAAUUAGUUCCAUCGAGUGCUUGUGUUCAGGGUGAUGAGGAGAAGGUGGAACAUUGUAAAUGGUAUUGGGAUGUGCGAGUCAAAGGAGGUCACGGAAAAACUUUUAUUCGAAUAAUUGAUCAUCAGGGUACCCAACCAUCAAGCCAGGAGAAUAGUAAUAGCUCUGUAUUUUCUCUAGAUUUGAUAGAAAAUAAGGAGGAUGAUGGCUCUGUUUUAGUGAAAUCUCUCACAUUUUCACACAAAUUUGUGACUCAUUCAAUUCCCAUUCAAAAUAAGGAUGCAAAUUCCAAGUAUUCGGGAGACUAUACCUUUGAAAAUCAGAGUUUGUAUGAAACAUUGAUGGCAUUCUCACCAUUGAACAAAGAAAAAGUUUAUGGAUUUGGAGAGAAGAGUGGCCACUUGUCAAAAGACGGCAGAAAAUGGUUAAUGUGGAAUUACGACCAUUUUGGAUAUUCAUUUAAUUCUGAUCCAUUGUAUCAAUCUACUCCAUUUCUCAUGUUCUGUGGACCAGCUACUAAUUCUAGCUCUUCAUUGAAUCCUGCUAUUUUUGUAGACACUGUUAGUAGACAAGAAUGGGAUUUGACUCUUUUCAAACCUGAGACUGAGGAGAAAAUUGUUAAAAAUUCUAUUGAGAGAUAUGGAACCAUGUCCAUGUAUUUGUUUGUUGGAGAAACACCCCUCUCACUUAUUCAACAAUUUUCACACAAAAAUUUUACAGGAAGAACUUGGCUUCCACCCAUGUACGCACUCGGUUUUCAACAAUGUCGUUGGAGUUACUAUCCAGAAGCGAAGGUGAGAGAGAUUUCAGAUGGAUUUAUUCAACAUGACAUUCCAUGUGACGUUUUCUAUUUGGAUAUUGACUAUAUGAAUCAAUUUGAAUGUUUCACAAUUUCAAAGCAACAUUUUCCAAAACCUGCUGCUCUUGCCAAUCAUUUAUUAUUGGACAAUAGACAACGAUUUGUGGCCAUUAUUGAUCCUGGAAUUUCAAAGAGCCAAACCGAGCCAGAACAGUACAAAGUCUAUGCUGAAGGAACUCAAGAGCAUGUAUGGUGUCAAUUGAAGGGAGAGACCUACGUGGAACAAGUAUGGCCAUUUAGAUGUUGUUUCCCAGAUUAUUUCAAUGAGAGAGUGAGAAAAUGGUGGGGAAAGUAUUAUCAAGAUUUGAUGGAUCGAGGCAUUCAUGCAUUUUGGAACGACAUGAAUGAGCCAGCUGUUUUCAAUGAUGGAACAUUUAAAACAUUCACACUGGCCGUGGAUCACAACGUUUCUCUUCGUAAUGGUACCACUCUCAACAUUUUACAUCGUUUCGUUCAUAACGCAUAUGGACAACUUAUGGCCCGUGCUUCACACGAAGGUCUCGUGCAAGUGAAACCCAAUGAAAGACCCUUCCUUCUCACACGUAGUGGCUACUCUGGUGUGCAGAAAUAUGCAUGGUCUUGGAGUGGUGAUAACAACUCUACGUUCGAUGAUAUGAAACUGAGUAUUGCCAUGUUGUUGAACAUGUCUUUGGUAGGUCAAGUGAUGGUUGGUGCUGAUGUGGGAGGAUUUGUUGGAGAUUGUAAUCCUGAACUCUAUGCUCGAUGGAUUGCAUUGGGAGCCCUGUGUUAUCCAUUCUUUAGAUCUCACUCCACCAAGGAUACUCUCGAACAAAAUGCUUGGGCAUUUGGUGAGGAAUGUGAAAAGGCAUGUCGAAUGUUUAUCAAAUUACGUUAUAGAUUGGCACCCUACUUGUAUACCUAUAUCCAGUAUGCAACGAAUUCCAAUAAGGAAUAUGUUCCUCUCAUUCGACCACUGUGGUUGGAAUUCCCACAUGACUCCGAUUGCUACAAUUCAGAAUUUGAGAAUACACAGCUCUUUGUUGGACCAUCCUUGUUGGUAGCUCCAAUUUUAGAAAAGGGAGCAACCUCAAGAAAAGUCUACUUACCACCGCAUCCUGGUGGAUUUUACGACUUUUUCAAUCCAUCUCGUCACUUUGAAGGAGGACAAGUAGUGGAAUUUACUGAAAUUACUUGGGAUAAGAGCAUUGUUCUUGUUAAGGCCGGAAGUAUAAUUCCAAUGAGAGCUGAAAGCAAGCAAAGCAUUUAUGAUACAUUGACAAGUCCAAUUCAAUAUCAUGUGUUUGGAAGUGAAAAUACGAACAGUGCUGUUAUCAGUGAUUCCAGUCAAAAUUUAUUGUAUCUGGACGAUGGAUUUUCAAAUGAAUAUCGAAAUGGAAAAUUUGGUUUAUACAAGUUGGUUUUACGCAACAACGAGAAGAGUGAGACCAAUAAUGGUACAGAGCAACAUGUUACGGCUGAAUUGAUUGAGGGUGAGGGCUAUCCAUUCGUAUUGACACAGGAACAAGUGAAUGCACAAUAUUUCAAACCAUUUCCAGAAGUUCAUGAUUUGAAGGAGGAGAACUCUACAAACUGUGAUUGUUUGUAG
This is a messenger RNA of Naegleria lovaniensis, 2670 nucleotides long. RefSeq lists its product as uncharacterized. Gene Ontology annotation, biological process: carbohydrate metabolic process. Lineage: Eukaryota; Heterolobosea; Eutetramitea; Acrasida; Naegleriidae. Gene Ontology annotation, molecular function: hydrolase activity, hydrolyzing O-glycosyl compounds; carbohydrate binding. The coding region runs from base 1 to 2670 and encodes 889 amino acids. The record is from RefSeq and is a predicted model, not a curated record. The transcript has 3 exons.